AAUCUCCAAUGGUGAUAAAUAAACCCAACGCGCAGCUUCUGAUCUGAGACCGCCGGUGUGAUAGGUGUGAUAGGGAAGGAACCCGUGAAAUAAGACGUUACCGGUGGCAGGAAGAGGAAGAAGAGGAACUGAGAGGGAAGAGGAAGAGAGGAGAUUAGUAAGAGAGGACUGAGAGGGGAGACAGGGAAUUAAUACUGUGUAAAUAGUUUAGUCGUCAACAUGCCUUACGCCAACCAGCCUUCCUUGAACCUGAUGGAGCUGACGGAGGAAAAUAUCAAGUUUUCAAUAGAGGACACUGAUCUGAGCGUGGCCAACAGCAUCCGUCGCAUCCUGAUGGCGGAGACCCCGACCAUCGCCAUAGACUGGGUGCAGCUGGAAGAGAACUCGACAGUGCUCAGUGACGAGUUCAUCGCUCAUCGCAUCGGCCUCAUUCCCUUCACCUCGGACGAACGGAUUGAGCAGAUGCAGUACUCUAGGGACUGUUCCUGCACCGACUACUGCCCGGAGUGUUCUGUGGAGUUCACCUUGGACGUUAAGUGCCAGGAUGACCAUACCAGGCAGAUCACCACCGCUGACCUCAAAUCCUCUGACGCGCGGGUCAUCCCUGUCACCUCAAGGCACCGUGAGGACGAGGCCAGCGAGUAUGGCGAAAGUGACGACAUACUCAUCGUCAAGCUUCGGAAGGGCCAGUCGCUGCGUCUUCGUGCCUACGCUGUGAAGGGGUUCGGCAAGGAGCACGCCAAGUGGAAUCCUACCAGCAGCGUGGCCUUUGAAUACGACCCUGACAACGCUCUCCGCCACACUCUCCUGCCCAAGCCUGAGGAGUGGCCAAAGAGUGAAUAUUCUGCCCUGGAUGAGAACACACCCCAAUCAGAAUUUGAUCCAUCCGGCAAACCCAACAAGUAUUUUUUCAAUGUGGAGAGUUCUGGUUCCCUCAAGCCUGAGAACAUUAUCCUGAUGGGCAUUGCAGCGCUCAAGAAGAAGCUGUCUGACCUGCAGAACCAACUUAGCAUGGAGGCCCAGAGUGAUGCGUUGGCUAUCAACUAAGUAGUGUGUGUCAUCAUCGCUGUCAUCGUCAUUGUCUGAUUCUGUCGCUGUUUUUCCCUCUCAUCUCUGGUUGUCUGUUUUGUUGGUCUUUUCUCUUUUCUUUUCUCAUUUUAUUUUGCAUUUUUGGUGUCAGUCUCCCAUUAUGCUUUUUUUCCCUCUUUCUCUCCUAUGUAUACUAUUUCUUUUUUCCAUUUUAUAGCUUGGUAUGUCAUCAUUUUAUCAACCUUUCUUUUUUUUUUUUUCCACUCCUUUUUUCUCUCAUAGUUUGUUGUGUUAGUCUCCCAUCAGCCUUUUUUUUUUCCCUUUCUCUAUGCACUUAUUUUUCUCAUUUUUUCUUUUUAUAGCUUGGUAUGUUAUAAUUUCCCAUUGACUUUUUAUUUUUUUUCAUCUUUUCUUUCUCAUUUUCUGUUUUGUAAUUUGGUGUGUCAAGUCUCCAGUCAGACUUUUUUCCCUCUUUCUCUCUUAUGUACCUUUUUCUCUAUUUUUUUGUCUUUUUGUAGCUUGGUACGUCAAUUUCCCAUCAGCCUUUUCUUUUUCAUUAUCUCUUCCUCAUAUUUCCUGUUCAUUUCUCUCUUUGUAAGUUAUUGUAAGUUAUGGAUCUUAACUUUAAAGGGAUCAUUUAAAAUUUCAUGAAAGCAAUUAUGCAUCAAUAAAUAUGUUGAUAAUCACCAUCAAUCAUAAACUCCAUUCAAAUUUGCAGGGAUAAUUUCAUAUCAGAACCAGCAUAUGUUAUUAUUAUGGGUGUGUGUAAAUGUUUCUUCAUUAUACAUAAAGUGUCCACCAGUUAUAUAUCC
Portunus trituberculatus (swimming crab) is the source of this 1841-nucleotide messenger RNA. RefSeq names its product DNA-directed RNA polymerase II subunit RPB3-like (gene RpII33). The record is from RefSeq and is a predicted model, not a curated record. Bases 220 to 1047 code for a protein of 275 amino acids. Gene Ontology annotation, cellular component: RNA polymerase II, core complex. The transcript has 5 exons. Gene Ontology annotation, biological process: DNA-templated transcription. Lineage: Eukaryota; Metazoa; Arthropoda; Malacostraca; Decapoda; Portunidae. Gene Ontology annotation, molecular function: DNA binding; protein dimerization activity; DNA-directed RNA polymerase activity.